UGAUUGCUCUCGAAGCCUCCUCGUCUUUUGUUCCUGUCUUUAUGUAAGUACUCUAUGAAUUAAACAACCUAACCUUUGUGUCCUGCCCAGUCAGACCGACCACCCCGCUUGCCGAUCUUUCACCCUCUCUAGCAUUUCGUUCGGGCUUGAUAGUCACUCUUUUCCAGUAACCGCAUCCGGCCACUGAGUACCAGAUAUACUAAACAUGCAGGGUUGCAGACCGAAUCUCAUUGACAGCCAAGAUGCGGAGAAACAGCCACUUCUCGGGACCUCCGAACGCCCGGUCGCGUGCACGCAAUCGGCUUCAUACAACGACAAUUUCGGAAACCGGUCAAGAAUGUUUCAUAUUCUACGAUUCACUCUGUCAACCUCGCUAGUCUUGAUUGUACUGGUUAUACACUUGCCCAACGUACUCACAUCGCCUCUUACCUCUGCUACGCAUCAAAUGGGCCAUGACAAUGCAUUGGAGGUCGGCAAGCGUGGCGCCGUAGCCAGCGAAAGUGCAAUAUGCAGUCGCCACGGAACGAAUAUCCUGUUGAAAGGCGGAAAUGCGGCUGAUGCUAUGGUCGCAACUAUGCUCUGCGUAGGGGUUGUGGGCAUGUAUCACAGCGGCAUAGGAGGAGGUGGCUUCAUUCUAGUGAAAGACUCCAACGACGCGUUCGAAUUUAUAGAUUUCCGCGAAACUGCUCCGGCAGCUGCUUAUGAGGAAAUGUUUGUCAAUAACACAGAAGCCGCAGUUCGUGGGGGUCUUGCAAGUGGUGUUCCAGGCGAGCUUCGUGGUCUUGAAUAUCUUCAUCAGAGAUAUGGAUCACUCCCUUGGUCGACUGUGCUCCAACCAGCAAUUGAAACUGCGCGUGAGGGCUUUCCCGUGGGUCCGGAUCUUGUACACUACAUGGCUGCCUCGAUAGCCGACACCGAUGACGACUUCCUGACUCGGGAUCCUGUAUGGGCAAUUGACUUUGCUCCCAACGGGACUAGACUUGGCCUAGGCGAUACCAUGACACGAAAACGGUAUGCGAGCACUCUCGAGACGAUAGCAGAGAAAGGAUCCGAUGCCUUUUACUCUGGACCUCUUGCAGAGAAAUUGGUCAAUGCAGUGCAAGCAGCGAAUGGCACAAUGACUCUUGAAGAUCUUCACAAUUACACCGUCGCAAUCCGCAAUACUUCGCAAAUCGAUUAUCGUGGAUAUCAGAUUACCAGCACCACUGCACCAUCUAGUGGCACAGUCGCCCUGAACAUACUCAAAGUUUUGAAUACGUAUGACAGCUUUCUCGGCCCAGGCAAUGUGCAUUUGAGUACUCACCGGCUUGAUGAAGCUAUUCGAUUCGGAUACGGAUUGCGAACGAACAUGGGAGACCCUUAUUUCGUAGACGAUAUGGAUGAAUAUCAGGAAAACAUGCUUGACCAAGCCACUAUCAAUGAGAUCCGAGCAAAAAUUUCCGAUUCUAAGACACAAGACAUCUCUGCCUACGAUCCUCGGGGAUUCGAGAGUUUGGAUACCCCCGGUACCUCGCAUAUUGCUACAAUCGAUCACGAAGGUCUUACUGUCUCUGCAAUUACAACGAUCAAUCUGCUCUUUGGAAGUAAGGUCAUGGUGCCUGAGACAGGUGUCAUCAUGAAUAAUGAGAUGGACGACUUCUCCAUCCCCGGCUCGUCUAAUUCGUUCGGAUAUAUUCCUUCUGAGGCAAACUUCAUCCGUCCUGGAAAGCGUCCGCUAUCGUCUAGCACUCCGGCCAUUGUAACUCACCCCAACGGCACAGUCUUCUUUGUGGCUGGUUCGGCGGGCGGCAGUCGAAUCAUCACCGCGACAAUCCAGAACAUCAUCCACGCUGUCGAUAAGGGUCUCUCGGCGGCUGAAGCUUUGGCUCAGCCUCGUCUGCAUGACCAGCUGAUCCCUAACCAGGUCACGUUUGAGUAUAGCUAUGAUAACGAGACCGUGGCCUUCAUGGAGGCGCGCGGGCAUAACGUGACAUGGGUGGCACCAGGUCAGAGCACAGCCCAGGCAAUCCGUGUACUUCCGAAUGGAACGUUUGAUGCUGCUGGCGAACCUAGGCAGCUGGACUCGGGAGGAUUUGCAGUGUGAACGGGUCACUCGUCGCCCAUGCGGCCCGUAGCCCGGGACUGGCCGCCACAUUGGCAUAUCGUCCUGCCUACGCGCCUUGACACUUUAGAUGCCAGAAAUGUCAAAUAAUUGUGAAUAUUUGUU
Aspergillus saccharolyticus JOP 1030-1 is the source of this 2206-nucleotide messenger RNA. RefSeq names its product gamma-glutamyltransferase. Gene Ontology annotation, biological process: glutathione catabolic process. Gene Ontology annotation, molecular function: glutathione gamma-glutamate hydrolase. The record is from RefSeq and is a predicted model, not a curated record. Gene Ontology annotation, cellular component: plasma membrane. The transcript has 8 exons. Lineage: Eukaryota; Fungi; Ascomycota; Eurotiomycetes; Eurotiales; Aspergillaceae. Bases 206 to 2083 code for a protein of 625 amino acids.